Molecule: messenger RNA, 4891 nt
Organism: Coturnix japonica (Japanese quail)
Lineage: Eukaryota; Metazoa; Chordata; Aves; Galliformes; Phasianidae
Gene: ZBTB33
Product: zinc finger and BTB domain containing 33
Biological process (GO): regulation of transcription by RNA polymerase II
Molecular function (GO): protein binding; DNA-binding transcription factor activity, RNA polymerase II-specific; RNA polymerase II cis-regulatory region sequence-specific DNA binding
Source: RefSeq, a predicted model, not a curated record
CGACGGGGCGCGGGGCGGAAGCGGGGCAGCCCCGCCCGCGGGGCGCAGUGCCCCACCGGCCGUGCGGAAACACGGCGACACGGCGGCGGGGCCGCUCCUUUGUCACCGCCCGGCACCAUGGAGGCGCGGGCACAGCCGCGGCCAGGAAUGGAGGGGGAAAACCUGAUUUCCGCAACAGACACGCAGUACUCUAGUUCACUCCUUCAGUCUUUGAACGAACAACGUGGCCACGGGCUUUUCUGUGAUGUUACUGUUAUUGUGGAGGAACGGAAGUUUCGAGCUCACAGGAACAUUCUUUCUGCCUCGAGCACUUAUUUCCACCAGCUUUUGUCGGUGGCUGGGCCGGUAGUUGAAUUGAGCUUUGUGAGAGCUGAGGUUUUUGCCGAAAUACUUAAUUAUAUAUAUAGUUCCAAAAUAAUCUCAGUUCGAGCUGACUUAAUUGAUGAAUUGAUUAAAUCAGGGCAGCAGUUGGGUGUUAAAUUCCUAGCUGAUCUGUCUGUAGCUCCAUCUGAUGGAAGAAGCGUGCCAGGCGAGGUCAAAAACGGUGCUUUGAGAACUUCAGCUUCUGGCCCCACUCAGAAGGAUGCUGAGACACAAGUACCUGCCAUCAGGCAGGAAUGUCGAGAGGGGACGGGUUGGAUGCCAGUUAUAACUGAAUCGUUCUCUCUACAUGGCAUAGCCUACGAGACUCCAAAAAUAACAGUGACUGAUUCAGAUGAUGAUGACGAUGUCAUCUUUUGCUCCGAGAUUGUUCCACCAAAAGAAUGUACUAAAGACGCAAGUGCUGCAAUCCAGAACCAGCCUUGCCCAAAUGCACUUGGAGUUUCUGACCCAAAGUCAUGUGGCAGUGGUGGCUCCCCGCUUUUGUCUAGCACCACAUUGGCUCAAAAACUUAAUUCCUCUGCUAAUCAGCUGAACCCAAACCAAACACUGUCAGGUGCUGAAUCACUCAUCCCUGUGACACCACAGCAUUCGACAACUGAGCUCAUUUUGCUGAAUCGGCCCCCAGUUAACCCCUUGCCCAGUGUCAGCUCCUCGCAUCAAACGCACAUGCCCCCAACCAUUAAUCUGGUUGAGGACAGCCGGAAGCCAUCUGAUAAAAGUCCCUCAGCUGAAGUGGAAACCGCUGCUGUUGAUGUAGAAGAGGUGGUUGAGGACAGCGAUGAAGUCAUCAGCUCCUCUAGUCCUAGUUCAGUCAGCAAUAGCUCUUCGGUUCAGCAACCUUCUGUACCCAAAGCGGCACCCUCUGAAGGAUCAGGAGUACAGAAAAAACAGCUCGUUACGUUUCCACAAGAGCAAACUUCUAAACCUGGAGAAUUUAAAAUAAAAAUCUCGGAUGUGCUUAGUGGAAACAACAAGGAAUUUGGUCCGGGUAUAGCAUCAAAACACACGGGAGAAGGGCAGAAAAUCAUAACGUUAGAUAGGGCAGCUGAAAUAGGAGGCUUAUCCACAGGCUGCAAGGUUUACGCAAAUAUUGGUGAGGACACUUACGACAUAGUCAUUCCAGUUAAGGAUGAUCCCGAGGAAGGAAAAGCCAAGCCUGAUGAAACCCCUAGAACAUCUGAUGGUGAUUCCUCGAGCAGGAAACGCAUGAAAGUAAAGCACGAUGACCAUUACGAGCUGAUAGUGGAUGGAAGGGUCUACUACAUUUGUAUUGUGUGUAAGAGAUCGUACGUGUGUCUGACAAGUUUACGGAGACAUUUUAAUGUUCAUUCCUGGGAGAAGAAGUAUCCGUGUCGAUACUGUGAUAAAGUUUUCCCUCUUGCAGAAUACCGCACGAAGCAUGAAAUUCACCACACUGGUGAGCGGAGGUACCAGUGCUUGACGUGCGGCAAGUCUUUCAUCAACUACCAGGUUAUGGCCUCACACGUAAGGUCAGUUCAUAGCCAAGACCCUUCGGGAGAUCACAAGCUUUAUCGACUGCAUCCUUGCAAGUCUUUGCGGAUCAGACAGUACGCAUACAUUUCUGAUCGCUCAAGCAGCUUACCGGUAAUAAACGAGAAUAGAAUUGUUUAUCAUGUUGACGCAGCAAAGAAUGGCACUGAAGGAACAACAUCUAAUUCUCCAGGCAAACAAAUGAGCUGGGAUGAUAUUUUCGUUCCACGGGGAAAUGAUGCAAUUUUCAAGCAAAAUCAAUCAGAGGGUAGUUCUGAAUUUGAGUUUGUAAUACCAGAAUCUUACUGAGAUGCAUUACAUACUGGGAGAAGGCUUCAGAGAGUAUAUACUGCAGCUUUUACAAACGAACUAUUAAAGUAACUGUAAAACAGAUUGUUCAGAGCAAAAACAUGUGAACUUGUUCGACAAAGUCAUCAAAUGGUAGUACUUAGAUGGGUCGUUAGUAGCUGCAAAUAACUUGUUGAAGCGAUUCCUUGGAAGGUGUACUUGAAUACUGAUUCAGACAUUUCUAAGGAGCUGGCAGUGUUUGCAAGUACGUUCAUUUUGAUCAGAACAUGGGAAUUUGUGGCUGGAAAAAGGUGCAGCUUUCUCCUAAAGAGCGAGAAAACUGAUUUCUAAAGUAAUUCGAGGUAUUUCUUGUACCCUACUUAGGUAAAUCCUUUCUUUCAUGUUAGCACUUUAAUGCUGAAUUGUGCUUCAUGAUUCAUGAAGAAAACAGUAAGAUUUUCUAUGGCAGUGUUUUCAGUAUCAAACCACCGAAGAGAAUCAUAGGCCUUGUGUUAUUUUUCUGAAUAACAUGUUACCGCAAGGGUCCAAACUGACUGAUCCAGCAGAUUGGAGCAGUGCAUUUUUCAGCUAACAUCUUAAUUGUGCUUUUAUAAGCAAUACGAAUCAUCUGUCUUCACGCAGGUAUUCUUGCCGAUGAGAGAUACUCAGUUUGGUUUAACUUGAGCACGCUUUUAAUUGUGCUAGGCAGUAUGGUAAGUGGGAUAGUCAGUGUCUGGACCAUUCUGUUUCAGUCUCUGCAUCAGGGAAAAGGUCAGUGCUCAGUAGUGCAGGAAUCAAGAACACAAACUUUUUUUUUCUUCUCCCUCAAGAAAGGUUUCAGUGUGGUAUAAAAAAAGUAAUCCCAAAGGCUUUGAAAUUUACUUAGGAUGGAUAAAUCCUCUGAGUGCUGCAUCGGUGCUGAGGCUGCUGAGGAUCUCCUGUAUGUCUUUGGCUACAUCUUUAAGUGGGACAGGAAUUUAGUUUUCUAAUUCUCCCAUUUCUGGGGGGUGUAAUCUUACGAUAAUGAUGUGACUGACGUUCAGAAAAUGCCUGCCAUCCCUCAUACUCCACUGCAUCAUCUCUACAAUUGCCUACUUGUCAUCUGUUUUCACUUUUAGGCUGCUUCUAUUGCUCCUUUUCCUUACAUUCUUGGGCAGUGAGAAGAUAAUUAGGAGAAAUCCAACAGGAGCAAGAGAAGGAGACCUGAGGAAAAACAGCAUUCGUAGUGUAGCACUUCAGGUUUAGUGGCUUACUGCAUUUUUCUUCGUGGUAAGAUGAAAGCUGCUCAGAAGUUCUAGUGGUUACUGAGGAAGACUGUUGUGCAUAAUAGUAGUUAGUUACCGUUGCUCUCAUUGCUUAAACCUUUUUAUUUUCAAGUUUCAGAUAAGUACUUGAUCCUCUGACCUUCAAUGUUAAGGCUUAGGCAUGCAUUUUAGACAUGCAAGGUAUUUAAAUAGUAAAUGGUUCAAAUACAGCUUGAGCAGUAAGAAAGGGUGCUGGAAAGGUGGGAGAAAGAGGAGAAUCUCUUUUCUUUUUAUGUGUGUUAUGCAGCAUUUCUGUUUCAUAGGCCAAAAAUGUUACAUGCAUGGUUGUUUUCCAGACCGUGUUGCAACCCCUUUGAAUGUAAGGGGGUAUGCUUUCAGAUGUUACAUGUUGGAUGUAGUCUGAGAUGGCAUUUCAGCAGCUUCACAGCAAUAACGUACUGAUUGCCCGGUGUAGCUGGCCACAUGCUACAUAGGAAUGUCUUGAACGUACCGUCAUGGCAAAUGCAAUGGUUUUGUUGUGGACAUGACACACACGGAAUGAAGCACACACUGCAUUCAGUUGUACUGAAAAAUAGUGGCUACAAAUGUACUAAAAAACUUAAACUGUGCCUACUGAUGGUCUUUUUGUGGAGGAAAACUGGAAAAUUAGGGCUCUGUAACUGUAUUUCUGCUAGAAGACUCGUGCGUGCCUGCUGUCUCAGGGGCUUCAGUUUUCCUUGGAAGUGAUAUUUGAUAUCCAAAGUCCAGAGGUCACAUAAUGUGGGUUGUUGUUAGUUUUUAAUUCUCUAUUUAUUGAUUUGGAAACACAUCAGAUCCCGUCUCUUUAAGCUUUUUGUUUGUUUGUUUGUUUGUUUAACGGGGCCAUGAGCAUUUGUGUUUUAAUUUCUGGUUUUGACACUUGUGUUUGUUUGUUUUUACCAUUAACGUCAAGAAAGGCAAUUACGUGACUAAGAAAUUGCCUGGGGGUAAGGAAAGGAAAAGACUGAAUCUGAAAAAUCAUUUACAUCAAACUCAAACCAUUUCAGAGCCGUACCCAGCAAACCUCACGGCCAUUCUCACACAGCUAACAGCCCAAACGGAGCUGCCACAAGAUGUAAUAACAGGGACGGCGUUGGCUCUGUAUGGUUUCUUUGGAGGUUCAUACCAUAGCAUUCCAGUAAGUGAGCUAAAUAAAAAUGGAGAUGAAAAGAAAUUGGCUGCUUAUUUAUUUUGUACCGUUAAGGCAUGCAGCUUAGGAAACUAUGCAGAAGCCAACAACUACACGUGAGCAUUGAGUUCGACAGCUAUUACCUACGGACUGUUCCAUGGGAAACACUGCUAACGUUUGCCACAUCUGUAAUGUAUAUACUUGUACAGUCUUUCUUGAACAUACUUUUUAAAGUUGCGUUCUACUUUUCAUUAAUCGAUACUUGAUAUUAGUUCUUAGAGCUUUCUAUGGCAAAAAUAAAAAGUUUAAUUCUAGA